Molecule: messenger RNA, 1746 nt
Organism: Mastomys coucha (southern multimammate mouse)
Lineage: Eukaryota; Metazoa; Chordata; Mammalia; Rodentia; Muridae
Gene: Hykk
Product: hydroxylysine kinase
Exons: 5
Coding region: 584-1714 (376 amino acids)
Molecular function (GO): amino acid kinase activity
Source: RefSeq, a predicted model, not a curated record
CUCCUUCACCGCAACCGCUUGCCGCGGGAGCGGAGAGAGCAAUCGGCCUCGGGACGUCCGGUUGCGGUGUGUGAGAGGAGGUGGAGGAGGCUUGAAGGGAGACAAGCGUCUCUCUGAGGGGACAUCCCUGAGAGGGGGCGGCGGACUUCUGCCACCCUUGCGCUCCUCAAACUCGCUGCGUGCUGACGGGGCAGGUCACUGUCCAGCCCCAGCCCUGCUGAGAUCUCAGUGCGCAAUUUUGAGGGUCCCACCCUCCGCGGGCCUGCAUGCUUUUUGGGGAGGAAGCCAUCGUAAAGCUCCCCUGGACCCGAGACAAGGCCGGGGACCGGCUGUGGGCCACCUCCCUCCCAUCACUGGAAGUGAGUCUUGCUUCCAAUAGCCCUUGGAAGGCGACAGUGUGGAGUUCCUGCAGCCUGUGAACUGUGAGUGAAGGCAACCACUGACUCACGAAAUCAGUGCAGGGAAUAUCGCUGCCUGCUUCCCAACUUUGGAAGCGCACAGCGGAGGGGUCGCUGAAGACAGACGUGGAAGAAGUGCUAAAGCAGAAGACACGACACUUUGUAACACUUUAGGAAAAGACAUAAUGUCAAGUGGAGAUGGCCAGCAGUCGCAGGCUUUUACCAAGCCCACUUUUACUGACGCACAAGCCUCUGCGCUGGUAGAAUCUGUUUUUGGGUUCAAAGUUUCUAAGAUCCAGCCACUCCCGAGCUAUGACGACCAAAACUUUCGUGUUCACAUUUUAAGAAGCAAAGAGACUACAGAUGAGCCAGUUGAAUAUGUCCUCAAAAUAAGCAAUACAGAGUCUAGUCGAACUCCAGACCUGAUUGAAAUGCAGAACCAUGUCAUCAUGUUUCUGAGAGCAGCUGGAUUUCCAACAGCCUCCGUGUGCAGAACUAAAGGGGACAACACAAUCUCACUCGUAUCCAUUGAUAGUGGAUCUGAAGUCAAAAGCUACUUGGUAAGAAUGCUCACUUACCUCCCAGGAAGACCAAUAGCUGAGGUUGCCAUCAGCCACCAGCAAUUAUAUGAAAUAGGAAGGCUGGCUGCCCAAUUGGAUAAAGCCCUGGAGGAAUUCCAUCACCCAAAGUUAAAUCUUCUUCAUCGGGAGAACUUUAUCUGGAAUCUGAAGAAUGUUCCUCUUCUAGAGAAAUACAUGGGUGCCCUGAGCCAAAGUCCAAACCGGGAGAUUGUUGAACGGGUCAUUCAGCUGUUCAAGGAAGAAGUAAUGACCAAAUUAAGUCAUUUUCGAGAAUGUAUUAAUCAUGGUGAUCUUAAUGACCACAACAUUUUAGUAGACCUCAGCAAGUCAGCCUCUGGAGAUGCUGUGUAUCAAGUCUCUGGGAUUUUAGACUUCGGUGACAUGAGCUAUGGCUACUAUGUGUUUGAAGCGGCAAUCACCAUCAUGUACAUGAUGAUUGAAAGCACAAACCCUAUACAAGUAGGAGGUCACAUCCUCGCAGGGUUUGAAAGUGUGAUCCCCCUGACCGCUGUAGAGAGGGAUGCUUUGUUUUUACUUGUAUGCAGUCGUUUUAGCCAGUCUCUUGUCAUGGCUGCAUACUCCUGCCAGCUGUACCCAGAGAACAAAGAGUACCUCAUGAUUACAGCAAAAACUGGAUGGAAGCAUUUACAGCAGAUGUUUGACAUGGGCCAGAAAGCUGUAGAAGACAUCUGGUUUGAAACUGCCAAGUCCUAUGAAUCUGGGAUCUCCAUGUGACAGAUGCAGUAAAAAGUUAAACCGCUCAAAAC